Molecule: messenger RNA, 1185 nt
Organism: Humulus lupulus (European hop)
Lineage: Eukaryota; Viridiplantae; Streptophyta; Magnoliopsida; Rosales; Cannabaceae
Exons: 3
Coding region: 1-1185 (394 amino acids)
Molecular function (GO): zinc ion binding
Source: RefSeq, a predicted model, not a curated record
AUGGCAUUUCGAUGGUACAUCGAUGGCAUUUCGAUACUGAGGCGAAUAUCUAAUUUCGAUGUUAGUAUCGAUGAUGUAUCGAUGUUGAAUCGAUGCCAUAUCCCAUUGACAGAUUUUGUCACUGAGGAAGAUCGAUUCAAAUAUUGCUUUUUCUCACUCGGAGUUAGUAGAAGAGGGUUUCGUACAUGUCGUCCUGUGUUAUGUGUGGACGGUACCUUUUUAAAGACAAAAUACGGUGGGCAGAUGUUAUGUGCAGUCGCGCUAGAUGCAAAUAACCAUCUAUAUCCAGUUGCAUUUGGUAUUGUGGAUAGUGAGAAUCAUGAUUCUUGGAAGUAUUUCAUGUCAAAGCUAAAGGAAGCGAUUGGGGAAGUCGAGGACCUGGCAUUUGUAUCUGACAGGCAUGCAAGUAUUACACAUGCCUUGGAAACUAUUUUCCCCGAUGCCUGUCAUGGUGCUUGCUACCACCACAUUAGUAUGAAUGUGGUUGCUAAAUUCAAGACUGAUCAUUGUCAUGUGUUGAUGUAUAAUAUAAUGACAAGCAAUUAUGCUGAAAGUUUCAACAAUAAGACCCGAGACGCUAGGAGCUUUCCGAUAACUACAUUCAUCGAAUUUAUUCGCUUCACACUACAGUCCUGGUUAUGUGAUAGGAGAGAAACUAGCGAGAAGACAACUACAACUCUUGCACCGACCUAUGAGAAAACUUUGGUGGAUAUGGCUGAGAAAGCUCGAUUCUUGAUUCCUUAUGCAAUAGGGAGGCAUGAGUUCCAUGUGUUAGAUGGUGAGCUGAAUGGUGGAGUCGACCUCCUGAAUAAGACAUGCACAUGCGGCGUGUUUCAGAUUAUUGGUAUCCCAUGUGCUCAUGCACUAUCUGGAUCCCUUAAGCGAGGGGUGAACUUUUAUUCGUUGUGUUCAGAUUACUAUAAAAUUGAGACAUGGAGGUCCUCUUACACAGAAUCUAUAUAUCCUACUUGUAACGAGGAAGAGUGGAUUGUUCCACAUGACAUUAUGACAAUAAAAGUGAGAACACAUGCGCAGAAAAACCCGGUUGGUCGUCCAAAGAAGAAACAAGGUAGGCCUAAGACGAAACGCCAUCCUUCCAAUGGAGAUAAAUUGGUUGUUCAACGCAAGUGCAGCACUUGUGGAGGUCUAGGCCAUAAUAGGGCAACUUGUAAAGUUUGUGUUUGA